Molecule: messenger RNA, 1051 nt
Organism: Magnolia sinica
Lineage: Eukaryota; Viridiplantae; Streptophyta; Magnoliopsida; Magnoliales; Magnoliaceae
Product: thioredoxin-like protein AAED1, chloroplastic
Exons: 7
Coding region: 77-832 (251 amino acids)
Molecular function (GO): antioxidant activity
Source: RefSeq, a predicted model, not a curated record
UGGGCGGUGUUUACAGUCAUCUUCGUCGAUUCUCCCACUCGUUUUGCUUGCAGAGAUAGAGAGAUUUGAAAAAUCAAUGGCCGCUCUUUCUGCAAGAGCCCUCCUGCCUCAACCUUCUUCUCUCUCUAUAUUUCCUCCAUCUCGUCCAUUCAAUCAACGGCCUCAAACGAUCCUCACCAAGAGCACAAAGAGAUCUCGUCCGUUCAUCGCAGCUGCUUCUUCUUCCCCUCCUCUUCCUUCUCUUUCCGGCUUCAAUCAGAGCAUCGGCGACAUCCUUGCCGACGUCAGCAUCUUCUCCGCCUCGACAGGAGAACCCAUCGCGUUCAAGAAUCUCUGGGAUCAGAAUGAGGGCAUGGCAGUGGUUGCUCUUUUAAGGCAUUUUGGAUGCCCUUGCUGCUGGGAACUUGCUUCAACAUUGAAAGAAAUAAAACCAACAUUUGAUUCUGCUGGCGUGAAAUUAAUUGCAGUCGGUGUCGGCACUCCUGAUAAAGCUCGUAUUCUUGCCAAGCGGUUACCAUUUCCAUCAGAUUGUCUUUAUGCAGACCCAGAGCGCAAGGCAUAUGAUGUUUUGGGCUUAUAUUAUGGAUUGGGCCGCACAUUCUUCAACCCUGCCAGUGCCAAGGUGUUUUCAAGGUUUGAAUCACUGCAGAGAGCUGUGAAGAACUAUACCAUUUCAGCCACUCCAGAUGAUAGGAGCAGCGUCUUGCAACAGGGAGGGAUGCUUGUCUUCAAAGGGAAAAAGCUGUUGUAUGCAAGGAAAGACGAAGGGACAGGCGAUCAUGCUCCUUUAGAUGAUAUUCUUGCCGUCUGCUGCAACACCCCAGUCACAUGAUGUUUGAAUGGAAGAAAUACCAAAAUCGGGUUAAUGGAAUUAGAUCCAGAAAUAGAUCAAAGGAUACAUGCGUUUUAGAAUGAUAGUAUGGAAUAGAAGCUAAUAUUAUGUAUGACAUGUAUCGACUAUUUUUAUAUAUGUAUUCCUGUCUAUAGUAUAAUGUGCAACAAUUUGUAGUAAUUGAUUACCAAAGAAAGAAUAAAACAUUCAUUUUUAAAA